Racocetra fulgida is the source of this 756-nucleotide messenger RNA. The record is from the annotation of a GenBank genome assembly. Lineage: Eukaryota; Fungi; Glomeromycota; Glomeromycetes; Diversisporales; Gigasporaceae.
AUGCCGAAAGAUAUUGUUUCUGAAGCUCUCGAGGACCAUAAUGUCAUAAAGGAUCUUAAUGGUAGAUAUAUGAAAGAGAUUAAUCCCAGUGAACAGCAAAAGAUUGCUAAUACUAUUGUGAGAGAACUUGCCGUUCACUCGGCCACUGAGGAAAUUUGUGCGUAUCCGUUGAUCGAAAAACAUCUUCCAGACGGCAAAAAAAUUGCCGAUAAAUCUCGUGAAGAACACUUACAACUCAAAAAAGAUUUAUAUGAACUUGACAAGAAGAACGUUAAUGAUGAAGGAUACGAUACUCUAAUCAAAAAGAUUAUUGAGGAAUUUGAGGAGCAUAUUAAAGAUGAAGAAAAUGAAAUCUAUCCAAAACUUAAAGCUAAUUUGAGCGAUAAAAUAUUAAUGGAAGAGGGAGAGAAGUACGAAAAAACUCGAAGUACUGUUCCUACUCGACCAUUUAAAUCAAUAUUCCCUGAGGAAUUAUAUGAAGAAGUUCUUUGGCAAUAUAUUAAACCUAAAAAUGCCCUUAAAUUCGAUUUAAUUCAUCCUCCACGAUCUGAACGUGAUAAACCUAUACUUAGCAGGGUUCGAGCGAAUCAUGUUGAUAAUGCUAUUUAUAUUUAUCCAAGUUAUGGUCCUCAAUGGGGUCAAAAUGAUUUGAGAACUUGGGGAAGUUUUAAUGCGGAUUGUUGUCAGUGUCUACGUCAAAGAUAUGAAUUCCCAAUUAGAUCGAGUCCUGAUGUGUUUUCAGCUGAGGAAUUUGAG